Tuber aestivum (summer truffle) is the source of this 3760-nucleotide messenger RNA. Lineage: Eukaryota; Fungi; Ascomycota; Pezizomycetes; Pezizales; Tuberaceae. The record is from the annotation of a GenBank genome assembly.
AUGAAUUCUACUGCUCUUCGCCCUCAGGGGUCUCAUGGUGGUAUCACCAAACGCGUUGGUGGUCGUGCUCGAGUUGACAGAGAUGGAGAUCUUGAUAUGGAUGGUCAUGGUCCUUCUGGAGGACGCGGUGGCCGUGGCCGAGGAAAUAGAAAUAGGGGUGGUCGUGGUGGUGGUGGCGGGGCCGGUGCUGUUUCUAGAGGAGGGCGGUCGGGUGCUGGUUCUAUUAUCCCCGCCGGUCCUGCUGCCGGCCGCACAGAUCUGGGCCCGAACAGGGGUAGGGGGAUACCAACGAGAGGUUCUCGGAAUGGAACGGUAUCCGUUUCCGAGACACUCGUUGAGGUUAGAAUCACUGGGUGGAAGGACAGCAAGGGUUCUGCGGAGGAGGCAAUCGCUUUCCUGGAGAGGAAGAGCCGAAUAAAACUUCGAAAGGUGAGAUAUACCAUUCGUCCCCACGGGGUCCGUACUGCUCCGUUCUUCUCGAUGUAUUCUAUGUUGUCAUUCCAGACUUUUCUUGGUUCCGAGAUAUGCUUUUCUUGUUAUAGUUGCGUGUGGUUCAUCUUGUACUACUACGUUUAUUUGGGAGGGUGGGGGAGGUUUGGGGAUUGGGCUGGGCUUCGAUCUGGAGAUUCUCAACAAUCUUCGGGAGGACCGCUCUACGAUGUGUUCGGAUACGGAAGAUGUCCCCACUCUUGGCGCGAAACUAAGCCAAAGAAACCACGCAAAAUGGACCAAGAUUUGACUGCCGAUACUUGCAACUGGACAACUAUUUAUUUCCCCUUUUUGUUGAGAGUUGAAAGAAAUUUUGGAAGAAGAGAGGAAAAACCAAUGCUAAGUACCGUUUUUCUGGGGCCAAUUUAGACCUUAAAGCAAGGAGACACCAUCAUCGCUCAGGUCCCCUUCCCAAAGAUUCACUCGAUUCUAGAGUGGAAUGACGCUCAGUUUGCAUCUUCUAAGCUGAGGCUGGCCGCGCCUAGUCUCGGCCGGCUCGACGUUACAGAGAGGAGUGAGGCGGUUAUCUCCCGCGCCAAUCCAGCGAAUAAGGAUACCGUGGACACGAUCCAAACCCUUGAGGGCGUUCUUGCGAAUCGGUACAGCCCCGAAGCCAAAUUCCUGGACCUAUCGCGGCUCGGUGAGGACGUGCUCUUGAGGGCGAACGGCUUCUUCCAACUCAGCAGCACAACCAGCAAGAUGUUCCCAGCGCUCAUGCAAGUAGCUGAAAAGAAGUUCACGACGGCGCAGCAAAAGCGUGACACAGUCCACAGCGUAUCGCUAGCGCACAACAACCUAAAGGACGUCCGCGCCGUCACGAGUCUGAGCGUAACAUUUCCGGACUUGAAGAACUUGAGUCUGGAAGGCAACUCCAUCGGGGACUGGAAAACGCUGGACAAUUGGCGCCACAGGUUCAAGAACUUGGAGCAGUUGGUUCUCAGCGGAAACCCGAUCACGUCGCAGCAGGGCUACGUGGAAGAGGCCUACCGGCGGUACCCGAAACUUUUGUUGUUGGACAACAUGCCUGUGGACCCUGUGAUCAGACAAAAAAUCAUGGCGGAGAGCGCAGCGCCAGCAACCGUCCCAACGGGCCCCGACGGCCGUCCUAUCCUCCCGCGUAAGGUCCAGCCAAGAUUCAUCCAGGAUGACUACGGCGUCGGCAUGAAGUUCCUUUCCCGCUUCUUCGAAACCUACGACGCGGACCGGGCCUCACUGCUCCGCGAGUUCUACGACGCCGAAUCCCUCUUCUCCCUCUCGGUCAACACGUCCGCGCCACGCACUCAGGAGCAGCAACACACCCGCCAGUUCUGGGACGAGUACAUCCCAAAAUCGCGCAAUCUGAAGCGGGUCUCGCACUCGAAGGGCCGCACCGACAGACUCGCUAUGGGACCCGACGAGAUUGCUGGGUUGUGGAGCGAGUUGCCUACCACUAAGCAUGACCUUGCAAAUAACGACGCCUGGAGCUUCGACAUUUGGCCCGUGGAGGUCACGCCCGGCGUGAUGGGCGUGCUUUGUACCGUACACGCCGAGUUCCAGGAACUCAAUAAGGUAGAUGGCCCGCAGAAGAUUGUCCGCCGGAGCUUCGACCGCUCGUUCAUGCUGCGACCAGACGUGCUCGGUGAGGUUAAGGUGGCCAACGACAUGUUGGUGGUCAGGGCCUAUGGCGGCUUCGAUAGCUGGAAGCCGGAGGAUGGGAGUGGGAGCGCUGGAGGCGGCGGAGGAGGGCAGGAAGGAGAGGCGGCGAAGAACUCUAUGUGUGAGCAGUUGAUGGCGCAGACCGGGCUGAGACUGGACUGGGCUACCAUGUGUCUUUCGGAGACAGGGUGGAAUAUCGACAAUGCCUGGAAGGCGUUUUUGGAGGCUAAAGUUUGUUCCAUUCUACAUCCCCCCCUCCUUAUAUUCCCCAUGGGAAUCUUGGACUGACAAGUCACAGGCCAACGGCGCGAUCCCUCAAGAUGCAUAUUUAUCCGGCACUACUACCACCGCUCCCGCCACUGCUAUUGGCGUGAAUACUGUGGGCGGCCGAGAUGGGCUAUUAUAGGACGGAUCGGUCGGAUCUCUUUUCUUAUCAUUCAUGUGUCAGAACCAUUGUACAAAAGUCACGUACGACUACAACUUUUAUUUCCUUCUUGCGCAUUUUCAUGUGUUGGGUCGGCUGGCUUGGGGAUGGGCUCUCGUUAUUUCAUUCAUACAUUGAUAUUCAAGUACUGUACAGUACCAUACGUCUUUAUAUAUCUCUCUUUUUUUCUUUUUCCUUUUUUGUCUUUUCUUUCUUGCUAUAUGAUUGUCUGCCUGUCUGUCUGUCUGCCUGUCUUAAUUAACGUAUCUUGCCCGAUCACAAUUGAUGGAUGGGGGGGAAUGUUAUAGGGAUGGGAUUGGAUUGGAUUGGAGUAUCGUUUCCGUCACCGUCGUUGCUACUAUUAUUAUUAUUAAACCGGCAUUACCAAAGUUCGUUAGACUGGUUCGAGUCUUUAUAAUUUUUUUUUAUAAUUUUUUUUAUAUUGAUCAUUGCAGUGGAUAAGGGUUGGGGUUAUUCGCUGUGGGUAGUGAAAUAAAACUAUGAUCAUUUCAAUUCACCCUUAACCUCCUCCUGCACCCCCUCUUUCGUUUCCAACUUGACCAACGAGAUCCUAAAAGCCGGCAACUUGACCCCCACGACGCCAGCCUCCCCCUCUGAGAGAAAGACAAACUCGGAAACACUCUGCCCGGCGUACGCCCAAGUGUCGAUAUUGGUGAAACAAGCCCUGCUCCAAACCGUCUCCUCCUUCUCUUCAUGAGGGAUGAAAUUCACGCUCAUCCUCCAAGCACUUCCAAUUCCCGUCGGGAACAAUCUAAGCUCCACCUCCCCCGGUGUGGGCAUGCCAGCAUAGUCGUGAUAAAAGCUUGCGAAAAAGGCAUUCAUGUCAGUGCCGUUGCUAAUGAAAGUUUCUACCCCCAGGCCCGGAAGAUUUGGAGCCGUGGUUAGCGUUAUGGUGGUGUUGAUGCCCGUGGUGGGUAGGGCGGAGUAGGUUCCCGUGAAUUUCGUCGUUGUCUGCGAAAGGGCGUGGGUGUGCGCCCAGGGUAUUAGCUGCGAGAUGAUGGUAUCCCGGAGGUAGCGGUUGGCGGCGGCGGCACCGGAUACCAGAACGUUUGCUGCGAGGGCGUAGUCUGGGAGGAUGAUGGUGGUGGAGGGGUAGCCUGCAAGUGAGCCGCCUUUUGUUAUCACGGGAACCACGUGCCCGUCGGGCGCUAGGGUAUUGGAAAAGACUACUUCCCAGGGCGUGCCGUAUCC